AGCAGCAGAGACCUAGGUACCAACUAACAACUACGUACCUAACAACUACAAGCCCCACCUUCCAGCUUACAAUCACAACUUCACCUUCGACUUCCAUCCUCAUCUUAAUUUCCUACUCGACGUGAUACCCUCCCCAUUUUCACAUUUUCACAUUUCCACAUUUCCACAGACCAAACAACCUUAAUCUUAUGAACUAAACAGAAAAAACCCCCGAAGAAAUAACCAAACCGACCAUGGCAAGCCCAAAAGUCACCGAGGCACUAGCCCAGGUGCAGUCGUCUCCAGACCCAGCAACAGCCUUCGAAAGCCUCCUCACCAACUUCCAAUCCAUAUCGACACCGCAGACCGCAUCAAACGACUUCAAGGCCACCAUAGAAGCCAUCACCAGCAGCCAGAUCUCCUCGCAACUCGGCGUCGUAGCCCAGCGCUCCCUCCUCAACUCAUUCAUCGCCGCCGCGCGAAAAUUCAACAACGCAGACCUAUGGGUCGACAUCGCCAACCACGCUCUCGAGACCCUGUCCGCCGCUAGCGGCCAGGCUUCCGCAUCGGUCUCUACUGCGACAUCGGCAACUACGUCGGGUACCUUCGCCGACCAAGUCGCGGCCCUACUCGAGCUCGCCGCCGACGGCUACGAGACCAACGAAGAUAACGUAGCAGCCGCCCGCGCGCUCUCCGAGAUCCCCCUCGACAGUUCCCAGCGCCGGGUGUCGCCCGAAGACCGCGUUCGCGUAUGGGUCCGCAUCGUGCGCAACUACCUCGAAGUCGACGACACCACCGCCGCCGAGACCUACCUCAACAAGCUCAAGAACGUCAUCUACCAGGUCACCGAUCCGACUCUCAACCUACAUUUCCGCCUUUCUCAGGCCCGCAUCCAGGAUGCCAAGCGCGAGUUCCUAUCCGCCAGCCAGGCCUACCACGAGAUAAGCCUAUCACCCGCCAUUUCCGAGGACGAGCGUCUGCACACUCUUAGCAUGGCUGUGAAAUGCGCCAUCCUAGCCCCCGCAGGUCCCUUGCGCAGCCGCGCUCUCGGACGGCUAUUCAAGGACGAGCGCUCGCCGAAUCUACCUGAAUUUGGCAUGCUGGAGAAGAUGUUCUUCGACCGACUCCUAGCAGCGAGCGAGGUGCAGAAGUUCGCCGAAGGCCUUGCGCCUCACCAGUUAGCAACCACGGCAGACGGGUCGACAGUGCUGGCCCGUGCCGUUGUAGAACACAACCUGCUAGGUGUCUCGCGACUAUACAGCAAUAUCGGCUUCGACGCGCUAGGCGAGCUGCUAGGACUAGGUGCCGACCGUGCCGAGGACACAACCGCCAAGAUGAUCGAGCAGGGCCGCCUCGUGGGCCGAAUCGACCAGAUAGAAAGAAUAAUCUGGUUUGAGCGUGGCGAAGCUUCAGGCGAGAAGGGUAGCGGCCGCGCUGAAGUAACCGUGGGAAAGGAGAUGCGCCGAUGGGAUGCCAACGUUCAGAGCCUAGCCGAAGAGGUCGAAAACGUGACGAACGCGCUGCAACGCGAGUUCCCCGAAUUCGUCGCGGCGAAUCUAGUAGUAUAAUAGAAGUAUAAAGGGUAGACCAAAUCGCAAGCAGAGGGGAAAAGAAAAGGGAAACGAAGCAUUGUAGGGAAUUCUUAGGUUUACGAGUAUGGCGUUGCCGGAUAAUGACUAAAUGCAUAGAUACGGCGUCAAGGACAGACACGUUGUAAAUGGUACAGGGGGGUUCUAACAAGAAUAAUCCCUCCCCACGAAAUAGAGUGUUAAGACGGAUGAAUUAAACGAAGAUAAAGCUCCUUAAU
This is a messenger RNA of Daldinia loculata, 1786 nucleotides long. RefSeq lists its product as uncharacterized. Lineage: Eukaryota; Fungi; Ascomycota; Sordariomycetes; Xylariales; Hypoxylaceae. The record is from RefSeq and is a predicted model, not a curated record. The transcript has a single exon. Gene Ontology annotation, cellular component: COP9 signalosome; cytosol. Bases 234 to 1547 code for a protein of 437 amino acids.